Messenger RNA from Brienomyrus brachyistius, 2782 nucleotides. RefSeq names its product transmembrane anterior posterior transformation protein 1 homolog. The transcript has 14 exons. Gene Ontology annotation, biological process: maintenance of protein localization in endoplasmic reticulum; positive regulation of cilium assembly. Gene Ontology annotation, cellular component: ciliary basal body; endoplasmic reticulum membrane. NCBI's taxonomy places the organism in Eukaryota, Metazoa, Chordata, Actinopteri, Osteoglossiformes, Mormyridae. The coding region runs from base 437 to 2131 and encodes 564 amino acids. The record is from RefSeq and is a predicted model, not a curated record.
UGCAUGCGCUCCUGUGGACUUUGCCUGUAGCUGCCUACGGUGUAAAGAGCCCUAUGGUGACUGUGCCGAGAGACGGAGCCGCAAGUGUUCAUGUCAGCGGAUGCAGGGACGGCAUGUAAUGAAGAAAAAUCUGUGACAGCUUGCAGGAGGACUGUGUUCAUACCGAAUCAUAUCCGUCUCUCUGAGACAUACAUGUGUAUAUUCGUAAAUAAGCCGCCGGACAUUUGUCCCUGAAGCCUGUCAGUUCACCUCCCAGACCUACGUUAGGAGUUUAAUCCCUUGUGUUGUUUUGGGUGUCGUGUGGGGCCCACCCCUUCAAAACGCUCUGACGGUUGCUCUUUCGCAAUCACUUUCACAUGGAUUAAACGUAAUUUAGGAUCGCUGAAAUACCUAAAGGCGGGGGGGCAGCUGCGGUGCACCGGCAAGCCGCUACCACAUGAGAGGAGCGAAGGAGGAGGACAGGAGUGAGGGAGUCUCGGCACCCCGGCACAAGGCACUGCUGCAUCGGAGGGGACGGGAGGGAUCCCAGCACAAGGAAACCACAAUGGGAAGCAGGUCGAGGUUGGCGGGGACUGUGGGCUCCAGCGGAACUAGUGCCGCGAAAAGAGAGAGGCGCCCGCUGGGAGAUGUGUCGCUCCUGCAUUUCGUCAGUGCCGAGCUGACCAGAGGAUACUUCCUGCAGCACAAUGAGGCGAAGUUCAUGGAGCGCCGGCAGCGGGUUUACACCUGCAUGCGGAUUCCCAGGGAGCUGGAGAAGCUGAUGGUGUUCGGCUUCUUCCUGUGCCUGGACGCCUUCCUGUACAUGUUCACCCUGCUUCCCCUCAGGGUGCUGCUCACAUUGCCCCGACUGCUCCUCCUGCUCUGCUUCAAACUCAGAGGCCCAUGCAUGGUGCAGCCCUCCCAGCUAUGCGACGUCCUGAAGGCCUUCAUCAUGGUCAUCUGCUGCUGCCUGCUGCACUACGUGGAUUACUCCAUGAUGUACCACAUGAUCCGCGGCCAGUCGGUCAUCAAGCUCUAUGUCAUCUACAACAUGAUGGAGGUAGCCGACCGCCUGUUUUCCUCUGUUGGCCAAGACAUAUUGGACGCCCUCUACUGGACAGCUGCUGAACCCAAAGAGAGGAAGCGGGCUCACAUCGGCCUCAUACCCCAUUUCGUCAUCGCUGUUCUUUAUGUGUUUCUGCAUGCUGUACUGAUCAUGAUCCAGGCGACGACGCUCAAUGUGGCCUUCAACUCCCACAACAAGUCCCUCCUGACCAUCAUGAUGUCCAACAAUUUUGUGGAGAUUAAAGGAAGUGUAUUCAAGAAGUUUGAGAAGAAUAAUCUGUUUCGCAUGUCAAAUAGUGACAUCAAGGAGAGGUUCACAAACUACGUCCUGGUGCUCAUUGUGUGCCUCAGAAACAUGGAGCAGUUCUCCUGGAACCCAGAACAUCUGUGGGUCCUGCUUCCCGAUGUCUGCAUGGUAAUAACCUCGGAAGUAGCGGUGGACGUGGUGAAGCAUGCGUUUAUUACGAAGUUCAACGACCUCACAGCCGACGUGUACAGUGAGUACAGAGCGAGACUGGCCUUCGACCUUGUCAGCAGCCGACAGAAAACCGCCUGCACUGACUACAGUGACUCCGUGGCCAGGAGAAUGGGCUUCAUUCCUCUUCCUCUCGCAGUGCUGCUAAUCCGCGUGGUGCUGAGCUGUUUGAGAGCGGAGGGCCCCCUCUUCUACGUGUGCUUGGUGCUUUUCUUCAUGGGAAUGAUGACCCUGAAGGUGCUGAACAGCAUCAUCUUGGUGGGUAAAUCCUGCAUCUACAUUAAAGAGGCCAACCUGGAGGACAGGCUGACGCGGCAUCGCUCAGCGUCGGCCCCGAGGAAGGCCACCAGCCGGCCCAAAUGUCCAGUCGGCUCCCCCAAAGCGGAUCCUGUGGACAGCCCCAUCUCCACCCCUAUCAUCCUCCAGCCGGCCGAGCUGGGGAGUCUCGUCCCCAAGCCCUCCAUCUGUACCCCGGUCCGACCCCCCCCGGAGUCGGACAGGGCGGAGGGCCCCGGCGCGCCCCAGAACGCAUCCGAGGCCAAACUCAGGACCCGGAAGGAUGACCUGCUGGGCAUAGACCGCUUCACCAUAUGUGGCAAUCGGAUUGACUGAAACCUCCGGCAGUGUCCUCUGGGGGGAGCUCUAGAGUCACAUCACAGCACACAAUGGGAUCGUCCAUCGCAAGUGCAUAAUCGCUGGCCACACGGACGACUUGCACUCUUGGUAUUCUGACGAAGGACGUCGUCGCAUUGAGCUGCCGAAGACUUUACUGUAAGAAAUAUCUGGGGGAGGAAAAUAACAUUUUUUUAAACGAGAAACUAAGUCUGAGAAAAGUCUUGAUUUUUACGCAACCGGUUUUAAAGUAUAUUUUUGCUUGUGGACUCUCAGCAGCCUGCGAGCAGUAACACGUGGGCAAAGACAGACAAGCUCAUUGGGCUUUACUGAUAUUCAGUUGAGUCACCCGAUCUGUCGGAGGAUUCGUCUUGAGAAUGUUUCGGCUCAUGUACAACCCCGAUGUUUAAAGUGAAUCCUGAAUCGCUUUUAGCUCGGUACAGUACUUCCUGUUUGGUUACUGUAUUCUCCAGUGCAGUGGCAGCUGAACAGCCCUAAGAACAUUCACCAGUAUCAGGAGUAUCCUUCCAUGUUAUUGGUUUCACUUAUUUGCACUGAUUGUAGGCAAUUUUUUUUUCUUCAUUUUUCUCGAAACUUCCCAACCUUUUGCAAGGAAAUGCUGGGAUUGAUUUCAGAUGUUGAUCUGGACCC